Messenger RNA from Corylus avellana, 1433 nucleotides. The record is from RefSeq and is a predicted model, not a curated record. NCBI's taxonomy places the organism in Eukaryota, Viridiplantae, Streptophyta, Magnoliopsida, Fagales, Betulaceae.
CCCAAGCAGGGGCCAAAACCCCAUGGCCGAAAACAGCCUCAAGGCAAAGCAAAAGCAAGAGCAAGAGCAAGCGCGGGUCAGUGCAUCGUCUUCAUCAGCUGAUGCCCAAGAAUCAAUGGAGACCGAAACGCACAAACAACGCAAACAAAAAGAAGAAGAAGAUGAAGUCUUCUCCCAUGCGAUGGAACUGGCGUGCGGGUCAGCGCUGCCCAUGGCUAUGCACGCAGCCAUCGAGCUCGGCGUUUUCGACAUCUUGGCAAAUGCGGGCCCUGGUGCCAAGCUCUCCGCUGCGGAGAUCGCGGCUCAGAUGCCCUCCAAGAACCCCGACGCACCCGCCAUGCUGGACCGCAUCUGCGGCCUACUGGUUCACCACUGCGUGCUUGGUUGCUCUGUGCAUACUUUCCAUAGGUCCUACUGUUUGGGUCCGGUGUCCAAACACUUCGUGCGCAAUCAAGAUGGGGUUUCCUUGGCGCCCUUGAUGGCCUUGAUUCAUGACAAGGUUUACUUGGAUAGUUGGUCUCAAGUGAAGGAUGCAGUUCUUGAAGGCGGAGUUCCAUUUAACAGGGUCCAUGGAAUGCACGGCUAUGAAUACGCUAGCAGGGACCCUAGGUUCAGUCAAGUUUUCAACACAGCGAUGUUCAACCACACUACCUUACUCGUUAAGAAGAUGCUCGAGUCCUAUGAUGGUUUUGAGAAUCUCAAGCAGAUCGUUGACGUUGGUGGUGGAAUAGGAGUGGCCCUUAGCUUAAUCAUUUCAAAAUACCCCAAAAUUAAGGGCAUUAAUUUCGACAUGCCUCAUGUUAUACAACAUGCCCCACCCUAUCCGGGUGUAAAACAUGUAGCUGGAGAUAUGUUCGAAAGUGUUCCAAAAGGAGAUGCCAUAAUUUUGAAGUGGAUACUCAAUGAUUGGGGCGACGAUGACUGCGUGAAGAUAUUGAAGAACUGCUAUAGCGCUCUUCCAUAUGGUGGAAAGGUUCUUGCUAUGGUGCAAGUUCUUCCAAUUUAUCCAGAGAUUACCACUUAUGCAAAGGUUAAAUCCCUACUUGAUAUGCAUAUGAUGAUUCAAAAACCGGGAGGAAGGGAGCGACAGCAACAUGAAUUAUUUGGAUUGAUAUAUGCAGCUGGAUUUAAGAGCAUUGGUUUCAAUUGUCAAGUCUAUAAUACGUUUAUUAUGGAGUUCAACAAGAAUGGUAUCAUAUGAUGAACACCCAUAUAGUAGUAAGGUGGUGUAGGGAAUAUACUUACACACUCUAGUAGCUCUUUUGCCUAAUUACUGAGAUAAGGCAGCCAAUGCAGCUUCUGGUGGCAUUGUAAUAUCAGUAUGCAGUUUCUGAAGGAUUCCUCUUGUUUUUCAAAUGGAAGUUGUGUUUAAUUACGACUAAAUAUUACAUGGGCUGGUUGAAUUCUUUGCCAAGUUCAAUUCGGCUUUCACA